Messenger RNA from Osmerus eperlanus (European smelt), 2076 nucleotides. Its product is annotated as coiled-coil domain-containing protein 148-like. The coding region runs from base 61 to 1809 and encodes 582 amino acids. NCBI's taxonomy places the organism in Eukaryota, Metazoa, Chordata, Actinopteri, Osmeriformes, Osmeridae. The record is from RefSeq and is a predicted model, not a curated record. The transcript is spliced from 14 exons.
CAACCAAAUACAUGAGUGCUGCUGGGUAGGAGACCGUAAUAAGAAACUCUGGCUGUGUGGAUGAAGAACGGGCUGUGGUGCUCCAGGUACAAACCAGCUGAAUACCACAAACUACAAGCCCUAGUGGAGGCCAAACGCCAGGAAACUGCACAGAUCGGACAAAAGGUUGUCAGGACCCUGCAGGCUGCCAGGGCGAGCAGGGAGAGCAGUGUGGGCCGGCAGCAUCGCCAGGUGUGGAACAGGGAGAGUGCCAGGCUGGCCUGGGCUGGAGCGAGGGCAGAAACUGAGCUGCAGGCCUGUCUGGGAGACAGCAGCUCCACUCACACACCUGACAGAAGCUUCCUCUCUGAGCUGCUGCAUUACGAGCUGGUCCUGCAGAGAGAGCGUGAGCUGUUCCAGGCAGCCACCGUGGCUCCUGUGUGGCAGCUGAAGGAGGACCUGCAGGUCAGGCUGCCAGGAACCCAGAGACCCCCCCUAACCCCCGCUCACACCUCGGACUGGGAGCAGGUCCUGAUACAGGUGAACCUAGUGAAACAGCAGCAGGACAGCAUCAUGGAGAAGCUGAGCUCAGAGUGUCGUGCUGUGGAGGACCAGGUUGCUUCCCUGCAUCUGCAGGUGCCUGCAGGCAGCCUGCCAGGCAGCCUGGCUGAGCUGGGUCUGGUCCCUGAGGAGGUGCUGGGUGCAGACGACCUCUUCCCUGAGCUGAGAGACUCCCUGGUCCAUGCCUUCCUCGCCCUGGGGGACAGGUACCGCUGCAGGCUGCAGGCUGUGCAGGACAGGCUCCAGGGACUGGACAGGUUUGGAGGCUGGAGUGCUGAGGAACACCUGCUGUUCCAGGUGACUGUGGAGCAGUAUCCUGCAGACCUGCCCAGACGUAGAGCUCUCUACACGGACAUGCUGCACAGAGUCCUCCCCCACCGCUCCACACACCAGCUGAAUGAACAUGAGCGGAGCUGGGAUUGGCAGAGAUUCACCCAGGCCCAGCUGUUAGCCUUGGCCCAGGGCUGGCACCGAGACCGGGCAGAGCUGCUGGCCAAGGCCCUGGUCACCAUGGAGGAGGCCCGGCAGGAACGCCAGGAGCAUCUGAACCUGCAGAGAGACCGCCAGAACCAGCUGGACAUCUGCUCCAGACUCCGGGACAAGCUGCAGCAGUGGCAUGCUCAGCAGGAAGAGGUUGCCAGGUUGGAGGCAGACGUAACCAGCAGACGUCAGGAAGAAGAGGAGGAGCGACUGAGGAGGAGCCAGGAGAGAGACUCCGCCCUGAGGACACGGCAGAAGCACAAGGUGCGGCAGUUCUACACAGCACAGCAGAGGCAGAGGGAGGCGCAGGAGUGGAGAGACCAGCAGAGGCUGGAGGAGCUGAGGAGAGCCAUGGCAGAGCAGGCCAGGAGAGAUAAGGAGAGGGUGCAGUUCCGGGCGUCUGUUCUCCAGCAGCGCAGGGAGGAGGGGGAGGUGCGAGCGCUGGAGCGUUUGAAAGAGGAGGAACACAGAGAGAAUCGUCUGGAAGCUCUUAGAAAUCAGGUGGCGGUGGUGGCGGAGGGGGACCCAGCGAGGAUGAUGGGAGAUACGGCCGCUUGGAGGAACCGUCAGCAGGGAGGAGAACAGGAGAAGUUUGUUCUUCAUAAACCUCUUUAUGAUCUGCACACAUACACAGAUACACAGAUUGUGUCUGACCCCAGGGUGCGCAUCGAGCAGGCUCUUCGACAGGCUGGGCUCCACAACACGCCGUACGCCCAGCAGGUUUUCUCAGGCCUCAAACCGCUCAGGCCACCCAGACGGGACACAGAGUCCACAGGCUUCAGGUCCUGAACAAUCUGUCCUUGGCACCAGUUCAAUCUGAACUGCCAACCAGUGGCAAUAAGCCCAUAUAUGGCGAUAUAUGUUGUUUAAGAUGUAUGAAUAUUAUUUGAGUGAUUACAGAAAACAAGGAGAUAUGUUUUCUACUUCAUGUAAAAGGUCUCACUGGGUCCCUGUAACAAACACUCAAAACUAGAAAUACAUGUUACCUCGCUCCUUUAGCCCACACGUUUAGAAAAAACCAAGACAGUGGACUUUUCAUUUCACACACUGUAUCAU